Messenger RNA from Mytilus californianus (California mussel), 804 nucleotides. Its product is annotated as nucleotide triphosphate diphosphatase NUDT15-like. Gene Ontology annotation, cellular component: cytosol. Gene Ontology annotation, biological process: dGTP catabolic process. The transcript is spliced from 3 exons. NCBI's taxonomy places the organism in Eukaryota, Metazoa, Mollusca, Bivalvia, Mytilida, Mytilidae. Bases 1 to 348 code for a protein of 115 amino acids. The record is from RefSeq and is a predicted model, not a curated record. Gene Ontology annotation, molecular function: 8-oxo-7,8-dihydrodeoxyguanosine triphosphate pyrophosphatase activity.
AUGAGAGACCCAUAUCCAACAUACACAUUUUCCUCUGUGCAGGAAGAAUGGGAUGAAUGUGCCAUAAGGGAAACAGAAGAGGAGACUGGUGUCAAACUGAAAAAUAUGAAAUCUGUAACAGUAAUGAACUGUAUCAUACCAGAGGAAAACUAUCAUUAUAUAGAAAUAUUUAUGCAGGGAGAAGUGGAUACAACUAUUUUACGCGAACCAAAAAAUAUGGAGCCUGAAAAAUGUGAAGGUUGGGAAUGGUUGUAUUGGGAUGAUAAGAUACCUCUAGAUCGAUUAUUCAGACCACUUCAGAUGUUUAUACAAAAUGGCUACAAUCCAUUCAAGACUGAACAACAUUAAAUAUGUAGUAACAUUGCCAUUAUGAGGGUCUGGUUGGGGUAUACAGAUAGAGAAUAACGUUAAAAAGUUUUCAUUAUAAAGGGCAAAAAUAUAAUGAAAAGAAAUAGGCAAAAAAUACAGAAUAAAGAAAAAUGGCCAAAAAAAAUUUGAGGAAUACAGAAACGAAGGACGCCCAUCCAGACCCUAAUUUAUGGGAAUAUGGAAUAAUUGCCUUAUGAGAAGCUUGUUUGAUCUCAAGGCAUUCUAUAUAAAAAAAACAGAUGCUACUAUUAUUUGGAGAAAUACAUGGACUUCAUCAUACAAACUGUGAUAAACUUAUAAACAUUUAUACUAGCAUUUGUUUAUUAUAUAUACUAUUGUUUUUAAAGAUAUUUUCUACAUCUAUACCUUUCAUACUGUUUAGUUUUAUUGCUUAAGGAAAACAUUUCUACAAGUAAAUGGCAUAUUUAUCACACA